Blepharisma stoltei is the source of this 800-nucleotide messenger RNA. NCBI's taxonomy places the organism in Eukaryota, Ciliophora, Heterotrichea, Heterotrichida, Blepharismidae. The record is from the annotation of a GenBank genome assembly.
AUGGAGCCGUCAGAAUCGGAUAAGACAUCAGGAAAGAAAACAACCAAGCAAAUCCAUCAAAGCCACCAGGAAUCUCAUGAGGAAAGCCAUAAAGAAUCACGUGAAGAAACCCAAGAAGAAAGCAAAGAAGCCGAAACAACGAAUGCUCCAAGAAAAGAACACUAUACUGAAGCUGGAAAACUACAAGCUAAUUUCACCCUCUGUUAGCGAACAAAUAUAUUUGUUCGCUUAUGAAGAGGAACUAAUUUUUUAAUUAAUUUUUAAAAUUUAUGUCUUAAAAUGCAAGCUUAUUUUUAAAAUUAAACAGAAUUAGCUAGAUAUUUCAUUAUAAUAAUUAUCACUUAUAACUUAUAUCCUUGAAUAUCAUAAAAAAAUUUUAUAAUAAAAUAAAUUUUUGCUAGCUAUAGAGGUAGAUUAACCCAAAAAAUAGGUAUUUUUCCAAUGGUUUUUAUUCGCUAUAGAGGGGGAGUAAAGAGAUAGAUUUUAGCGAAAAACAUACAUCUGAUGUUCAUUUUCAUAUAAAUUACAAAACUUCCUUUGGGGAAUCAAUUUGGGUAUGUGGAAACCACGAAAAAAUCGGCAAUUGAAACCCACAGCAUGCUUUUAAAUUAGAAUGGAGUGAAGGGAAUAUAUGGAAAGGGACUCUUCCAAUUGAAAAAGAUAAGGUGGGAACCUUGGAAUACAAAUAUAUAUGCAAAAAAGGAAAUAACUUGAAAUGGGAGUUUGGGCCAAAUCAUUUUCUGAUGAUUGAAGGUAUUAUAGAAGACCAAAUGACAAAAAACGACAAUUGGCAAACUUAA